Molecule: messenger RNA, 2262 nt
Organism: Tupaia belangeri chinensis (Chinese tree shrew)
Lineage: Eukaryota; Metazoa; Chordata; Mammalia; Scandentia; Tupaiidae
Product: nuclear autoantigenic sperm protein-like
Biological process (GO): CENP-A containing chromatin assembly; DNA replication-dependent chromatin assembly
Cellular component (GO): nucleoplasm
Molecular function (GO): histone binding
Source: RefSeq, a predicted model, not a curated record
AUGGCCGAGAUGGCUUUGUACUUCCGAGAGCUCAGACACAAUGGGGAUUUCUGCCCAUCUUGUGUUCAUCAUGGGUGCUACUACAUCAUCGCCUUGGUGGACGUCGCGAAGCUGAUCAGUGCCAGCUCGUCCUCAGAGGGGCUGGCAGCGAAGGAGAAACUCCGUGUCCUGCUCCUCUGCAGAUCGCGCCUGCGCACAACCUCCUCUGAAUGGGCAAUGCUGUUAGUCACCCUGCUGCUCCUGCACCUCCCCUCUGCCCUGACCACAGGCAUUUCAUGGGAGCAGCAGCACGAGCCUUCACCCGCCGGCUUCCCCAUCGCCGCUAAGACGCCAUGUCCUCUCCCGCGGGCUAUGGACUCCUCUGUGGAGCUACUUCACCUGGUGUCUCGGGGUAGUCACGGAUAUGAUUCUGACAUCUGGUCAUCUCCCAAUUCCUUGCCCAAGGGAGGUGAAGCCCCGCAGGAAGUGGCCUGCCCCUUGGGAAGCCUGACCCAGGUGCAGCAGCCGUUCCCUGAGCCAGCCCAGGAUGCUCCCCACUGCCCGAGGAGAAGGCCAAGGAAGUUCUGGAUGAAGACCAUCCACCCCGACCUCCUGGCUCACUGGUUUCUGGAGGAAAACCUGAGCACCUUGGAGCACAAGGGCCAAAGGAACAGGAAGAUCCCAGCUGCCAACAGCCAACAGGUCUUUAAUAGCAACCCAGGUGCUCGUUCUGCUGGCACAGCCUCAGCUUCAAGUAUGGUAGUGAGCACCAGGAUGCCUGGCACUGGGGACGGUACACGGCUGAGGCCCGUUGGAACUUACAACACUGCAGCCCCUGUGGAUGUGCGCCGUGGCACCCCUAAACCUACACGAGAGGAGCCACUGUCCAGGCAGGAAAUGGCAUUGGAGACACAUCUGCUGCUAGCCGGGGCCCAUCCAGCCACCGCACAUCCAUCGUGGUCCCCAGCCACUGCCCACAUCGCCGACAAGACUGAAGAAGGUGUCCCUGCUCCUUCAACCUCUGCAGAUAAAAUGGAGAGUCUGGAUGUGGAUAGUGAAGCUGAGAAACUCUUGGGUUUAGGACAGAAACAUCUGGUGAUGGGAGAUGUUCCAGCAGCUGUCAAUGCGUUCCAGGAAGCAGUUAGUCUUCUAGGUAAGAAAAUGGAAAAUGGUGUACGGGGAAACGCCUUAGAAGGUGUGCAUGUGGAAGAGGAAGAAGGAGACAAAACAGAUGAAUCUCUGGUAGAAAAUAAUGAUAAUAUAGAUGAAAUUGAAGGUUCAGAAGAAGAGGAUGAAGAACAUGACAAAGCUGAAGAAACACUAAACAGUUCAACUCCUGAAAACAAAUCUCUUCAAGAAAAUGAAGAGGGGGAGACUGGGAACCUAGCACUUGCCGGGGACAUGCUGGAUUUAGCAAAGAUCAUUUUUAAAAGGCAGGAAACAGAAGCAGCCCAGCUUUAUGCUGCACAGGCACCCCUUAAACUUGGAGAAGCUAGUGUUGAAUCUGAGAACUAUAUUGAAGCUGUGGGAGAGCUCCAGGCUUGCCUAAGCUUGCGAGAGCAGCACCUAGAUGCCCGUGGUCUCCUUGCAGAGACCCACUGCCAGCUGGGCUUGGCCUAUGGCUACAACUCUCAGUGUGAUGAGGCGGUGGCACGUCUGUUCAGCAAGUCUAGUGAAGUCAUUGAGAAGAGAAUGGCUAAACUAAAUGAACAGAUGAAAGAAGCUGAAGGAUCACCUAUGGAAUAUGAGGAAGAAAUGGAGGAGCUGGAAGAACAGCUACCUGAGAUUAGAGAAAAGAUAGAAGAUGCAAAGGAGGCCCAGCGUAGUGGGGGUGUAGCCGAAUUGGCUCUGGAAGCCACCCUGGUGGAGAGCUCUACCUCAGGUUUCACCUCCAGUGGAGGAGGGUCUUCAGUCUCCAUGAUUGCCAAUAGAAAGCCGACAGAUGGUGCUUCUUCAUCAAAUAUGACUGGUAUUUCCCACCUUGUCAGUAAAAAGAGGAAACCAGAGGAAGAAAGCCCCCGGAAAGGUGAGGCAAAGAAAGCCAAACAAGAGCCAGAGGUGAAUGGAGGCAGUGGGGAUGCUGUCUCCAGUGGAGGUGAAGUUUCAGAAAACAUGGAGGAGGCUGAGAAUCAGGCCGAACGGGCAGCAGUAGAGGGGACAGCGGAGGCUGGAGCUACAGUUGAGAGCACUGCAUGUUGGAUCAUCGAUUAUGAGAAAGGCAAAACCCUGCCUUCUGGGGGCCUGCACUCUAGAGAGCGGAAAAGAAACAACAUCUGGAAAUGA